Molecule: messenger RNA, 1170 nt
Organism: Limanda limanda (common dab)
Lineage: Eukaryota; Metazoa; Chordata; Actinopteri; Pleuronectiformes; Pleuronectidae
Product: 26S proteasome regulatory subunit 10B-like
Exons: 1
Coding region: 1-1170 (389 amino acids)
Biological process (GO): positive regulation of RNA polymerase II transcription preinitiation complex assembly
Cellular component (GO): cytosolic proteasome complex; proteasome regulatory particle, base subcomplex
Molecular function (GO): proteasome-activating activity; ATP binding; ATP hydrolysis activity
Source: RefSeq, a predicted model, not a curated record
AUGGCGGACCGUAGAGAGAAAGGACUGCAGGAUUUCAGGAAAAGAUUACUCGAACACAAAGAAGUUGACGCGCGGUUAAAAGAAUUGAGAGAGCAACUGAGAAAACAAACCAAACAAUUUGAGAAGUCAGAGGACAACUUGAACGCUCUGCAGAGUGUGGGACAGAUUAUUGGAGAAGUGCUGAAACAGCUGACCAAAGAGAAAUUCAUUGUCAAGGCUUCCAAUGGCCCCCGAUAUGUGGUUGGAUGCCGCAGACAGGUGGAUAAGUCGCAGCUGAAGCAAGGCACCAGAGUGACUUUGGACAUGACCACGCUCACUAUAAUGAGGUACCUUCGCAGAGAGGUGGACCCUCUGGUGUACAACAUGUCUCAUGAGGACCCUGGCAGCGUCUCCUACUCUGAAAUUGGAGGCUUGUCUGAACAGAUCCGUCAGCUGAGAGAGGUUAUUGAGCUGCCUCUGACCAACCCUGAGCUCUUCCAGAGAGUGGGAAUCAUCCCCCCUAAAGGCGUCCUGCUCUAUGGGCCUCCAGGUACUGGAAAGACUCUUCUGGCCAGAGCAGUAGCCAGUCAGCUGGACUGUAACUUCCUUAAGGUGGUUUCCAGCUCAAUUGUGGACAAGUACAUUGGUGAGAGUGCCAGGUUGAUAAGAGAGAUGUUCAACUAUGCCAGGGACCACCAGCCAUGCAUCAUCUUUAUGGAUGAAAUUGAUGCCAUCGGUGGGCGUCGUUUCUCUGAGGGAACCUCUGCUGACAGAGAGAUUCAAAGGACACUGAUGGAGCUGCUUAACCAGAUGGACGGCUUUGACACGCUGCACAGAGUCAAGAUGAUCAUGGCCACCAACAGACCUGACAUCCUGGAUCCCGCCCUGCUACGACCUGGCAGACUGGACCGUAAAAUCCACAUUGAACUACCCAAUGAACAGGCUCGUAUGGACAUCCUAAAGAUCCACGCAAGUCCCAUCACCAUCCACGGAGAAAUAGAUUAUGAAGCCAUAGUGAAGCUGUCGGACGGCUUCAAUGGAGCUGAUCUGAGAAACGUGUGCACAGAAGCAGGUCUGUUUGCCAUCCGCGCUGACCGGGAGUACGUCACUCAGGAAGACUUCAUGACAGCUGUGCGGAAAGUGUCUGAUUCAAAGAGGCUUGAGGCCAAACUGGUCUACAAGCCUUUAUAA